Molecule: messenger RNA, 1314 nt
Organism: Molossus molossus (Pallas's mastiff bat)
Lineage: Eukaryota; Metazoa; Chordata; Mammalia; Chiroptera; Molossidae
Product: T-complex protein 1 subunit gamma-like
Biological process (GO): protein folding
Cellular component (GO): chaperonin-containing T-complex
Molecular function (GO): ATP hydrolysis activity; ATP binding; ATP-dependent protein folding chaperone
Source: RefSeq, a predicted model, not a curated record
AUGGGAUCACAAGACCAGAGUCAGAAUAGGAAUCUGAAAGAAUUAAAUACUCAGGCAAAGAGUGGAAAAACACAGUCACCAGAAAAGCAAAUCAGUACUCCCGUAGAUACCAGUAACCGAGAUAUGAUGCUGAACAUUAACAACAGCUCCAUUACUACCAAAGCAAUCAGUCGGUGAUCCUCUUUGGCUUGCAACAUUGCACUGGAUGCUGUCAAUACUAUACAUUUUGAGGAGAAUGGUCGGAAGGAGAUUGACAUCAAGAAGUAUGCAAGGGUGGAAAAGAUACCUGGGGGUAUCAUUGAAGAUUCAUGUGUCUUACAUGGAGUCAUGAUUAACAAAGAUAUGACCCAUCCACGAAUGCGGCACUAUAUCAAGAACCCUUGCAUUGUGCUACUUGAUUCUUCUCUGGAAUACAAGAAAGGAGAAAGCCAGACUGACUACGAGAUCACACGAGAGGAAGUGUUUACCCAAAUCCUCCAAAUGGAAGAAGAAUAUAUCCAGCAGCUCUGUGAGGACAUUAUUCAUAUGAAGCCUGAUGUGGUUAUCACUGAAAAGGGAAUCUCAGAUUUAGCUCAGCACUACCUCAUGCGGGUCAAUAUCAAAGCCAUCCGCAGAGUCUGUAAGACAGACAAUAAUCGUAUUGCUAGAGCCUGUGGGGCCCGGAUAGUCAGUCAACCAAAGGAACUGAGAGAAGAUGAUGUUGGGACAGGAGCAGGCCUGUUGGAAAUCAAGAAAAUUGGAGAUGAGUACUUUACAUUUAUCACUGAAUGUAAAGAUCCCAAGGCCUGUACCAUUCUCCUCCAAGGGGCCAGCAAAGAGAUUCUCUCAGAAAUAGAACGCAACCUCCAGGAUGCCAUGCAAGUGUGCCGCAAUGUUCUCCUGGACCCUCAGCUGGUGCCAGGGGGUGGGGCCUGUGAAAUGGCUGUAGCCCAUUGCUUGACAGAAAAAUCCAAGGCCAUGAUUGGUGUGGAGCAAUGGCCAUACAGGGCUGUUGCCCAAGCCCUAGAGGUCAUCCCUCGGACCCUUAUCCAGAACUGUGGGGCCAGCACCAUUUGUCUGCUUACCUCCCUUCGGGCCAAGCAUACCCAGGACAAUUGUGAGACCUGGGGUGUAAACGGUGAGACAGGUACGUUGGUGGACAUGAAAGAGCUAGGCAUCUGGGAGCAACUGGCUGUGAAACUACAGACAUAUAAGACAGCAGUGGAGAAUGCAGUUCUGCUGCUGCGGAUUGAUGACAUCGUCUCAGGCCACAAAAAGAAAAGCGAUGACCAGGGCCGGCAAGGCAGGGCUCCUCCUGAUGCUGGCCAGGAGUGA